Molecule: messenger RNA, 765 nt
Organism: Pieris macdunnoughi
Lineage: Eukaryota; Metazoa; Arthropoda; Insecta; Lepidoptera; Pieridae
Source: the annotation of a GenBank genome assembly
AUGAGUUUCGCUGAGAAAGUUGUCCUUAUUAUUGGUGCAAGUUCGGGUAUUGGAGCCUCAACAGCUAUAGAGUAUACAAAAGAAGGAGCUAAAGUUGCGAUUGUAGGCCGAAAGGAAGAUAAACUUCAAAUUGUCGCAACAGAAUGUAAGGAAAAUGGUCAAGAUCCACUCGUUAUCAAAGCAGACAUAUCAAUCGAUGAUGACGUAACUAGGAUAGUCCAAGAAACAAUUAGUAAAUACGGUAAAAUUGAUAUUCUUGUAAAUAAUGCUGGUAUCGGCCGAUUCGCGUCUAUUUUAAAGGGAAAUUUAAUGAACGCGUUUGAUGAGAUUAUUAAUACUAAUCUGAGGGGCAUCAUGAAAGUUACAACCCUAGUUGCUCCGCAUAUUAUAAAGACGAAAGGAAACAUCGUUAACAUAUCAAGUGUUGCUGGACAAGCUGUGCCAAAAAAUCCUUUAAUGACAUCGUAUGCAAUCAGCAAAGCGGGCUUAGAUAUAUUUACAAAAGCAGCUGCGGUAGAAUUAGCACCUCAUGGUGUGAGAGUCAACGCGAUCAGUCCUGGACCAGUGUACACAGAUAUUUUGAAAAACGCGGGGCUUAAACCGGAUGAAGCAACAAUUAAAUCAUUCGAUCAAAUUAAAACAGCUUUGAAUAGAGUAUCUACCCCAGAAGAAGUAGCUAACAUGAUAAUGUAUUUAUCGGGUGAUAAAUGUAUCGGUGUGACGGGAUCAAACUUCGUUUUGGAUAAUGGGGCUUUACUAACAUAA